Molecule: messenger RNA, 413 nt
Organism: Staurois parvus
Lineage: Eukaryota; Metazoa; Chordata; Amphibia; Anura; Ranidae
Source: the annotation of a GenBank genome assembly
CACUGAUAGGUGGCACUGACUGACAUCACUGCUGGGCACUGACUGGUGGCACUGACUGGCAGCACUGCUGGGCUGCACUGAUGGGCACUGGUGGGUGGCACAGGUGGGCACUGGUGGGUGCAUUGCUGGGCACAGGUGGGCGCACUGGUGGGCACAGGUGGGCGGCACAGGUGGGCACUGGUGGGUGCAUUGCUGGGCACAGGUGGGCGCACUGAUGGGCACAGGUGGGCGCACUGAUGGGCACAGGUGGGCGCACUGAUGGGCACAGGUGGGCGCAUUGCUGGGCACAGGUGGGCGGAACUUGUGUGUGGCAAAGGUGGGCACCGAUCAUCAGGGCACUGAUGAUCAGUGACCCUGAUGAUCGCGUGUCAUUGGACACCGCUGAUCACGUGGUAAAAGGCCGCUGUGAUUGG